Triticum turgidum subsp. durum (durum wheat) is the source of this 1581-nucleotide messenger RNA. The record is from the annotation of a GenBank genome assembly. NCBI's taxonomy places the organism in Eukaryota, Viridiplantae, Streptophyta, Magnoliopsida, Poales, Poaceae.
AUGCUAUCGCGGUUCAAUAAUUCGCUCUGGAUGCAGGAAGACGACGGCCAUGAGCAACAGGGCCUCGGCCACGAGCAGCCGGCGGCAAUGGGGAUGAUGCCGAUGAUGGGGCAGGAGGCUGGGCACCACCACGACCAGCACCUCCUGGCUAUGCCCACGCGGGGAGACGGUGGGUUCCGCGCCCCGUCGAUGCUUGAUGAGGACUGGUACUUUGGCGCGGGCGCGGUUGGCGACGGCGCCGCGAACGGGUCCAUGGCCCUGGUGCCAGCCGCCAUGGAAGCAUCGGGGUCCAGCUCCGGCUUCGGAGCCGGUCCACAGAUAUUCCCGCUCCUCAACCUGGGCGGUAGCGGACCGUUCGACGUCUCUGGGUUCGACCUCGGCGGCUCCGGCGCUGGAGGCGGCGAUUUCACGGCGUUCCUUGGCGCCGGCAACGCGUCGAACACAUCGCCGGUUUCCCUGCUGCCGCAUGGGAACGCGGGGUUUCUCGGCUCCUUCGGCGGCUUUGGCACCGCACCGGCACAGAUGACAGAGUUUGGUGGCCUCGCCGGUUUCGACUUGUUCGACACCGGUGCCGGGGGCGGAGGCGGGGGCGGGAGCGGCUCCUCCUCAGAGGGGCCGGCUGCUCCAGUUUCCUUGACCGCUCCUUUCUCCGGUCGUGGCAAGGCGGCGGUGCUGCGGCCGCUGGAGAUCUUCCCGCCUGUGGGGGCGCAGCCAACGCUCUUCCAGAAGCGCGCACUACGGCGUAAUGCCGGCGAAGAGGAUGACGACAAGAAGCGUAAGGCGGCGGCGGCGGCGGAAGGAAGCGCCCUGUCCGCGGUCUGUGACACCAUGCUCGACGACGCCGACGAGGACAUGGGCAGCAUUGACGCGUCCGGGCUGAAUUACGACUCGGAGGACGGGAGGGGCGUGGAGGAGAGCGGCAGGAAGGACGGCAAGGAGUCGAACGCCAACAGCACGGUGACCGGCGGCGCUGCGGCUGAAGGGAAGGGGAAGAAGAAGGGAAUGCCAGCCAAGAACCUCAUGGCGGAGCGCCGUCGUCGGAAGAAGCUCAAUGACCGGCUCUACAUGCUCAGGUCCGUCGUGCCGAAGAUCAGCAAGAUGGACAGGGCUUCUAUUCUCGGCGACGCGAUCGAGUACCUCAAGGAGCUCCUGCACAAGAUCAGUGAUCUUCAGAAUGAGCUUGAGUCGUCUCCUUCCAUGCCCUCGCUGCCUCCGACGCCCACAAGCUUCCACCCUCUGACUCCGACGUUGCCCGCGCUGCCAUCCCGCGUGAAGGAGGAGCUUUGCCCGAGUGCGCUGCCAAGCCCUACCGGCCAGCAGCCAACCGUUGAGGUUAGGCUCCGGGAAGGCCGGGCCGUCAACAUCCACAUGCUGUGCCCUCGCAGGCCCGGGCUUGUGCUCUCUGCCAUGAAGGCGAUCGAAGCCCUUGGUCUUGAUGUGCAGCAGGCCGUUAUCAGCUGCUUCAAUGGCUUUGCCUUGGACGUCUUCAAGGCUGAGCAAUGCAAGGAUGGCCCUGGUCUUCAGCCCGAGGAGAUCAAGGCGGUUCUCUUGCAAUCCGCGGGGUUCCAUCCCGCGAUGUAG